Molecule: messenger RNA, 7366 nt
Organism: Neofelis nebulosa (Clouded leopard)
Lineage: Eukaryota; Metazoa; Chordata; Mammalia; Carnivora; Felidae
Gene: PRDM2
Product: PR/SET domain 2
Exons: 10
Coding region: 335-5479 (1714 amino acids)
Biological process (GO): regulation of transcription by RNA polymerase II
Cellular component (GO): nucleus
Molecular function (GO): DNA-binding transcription factor activity, RNA polymerase II-specific; histone methyltransferase activity; RNA polymerase II transcription regulatory region sequence-specific DNA binding
Source: RefSeq, a predicted model, not a curated record
UUCCGUGUUGUAUUCAGGUUUUGGUUUUAUUUCGUAAGUGGAAUUCCUUUGGUGAGUUCCAGUAGAUCUUUAGGCCCCUUAAAUCAGACCCUAAAAUGGUUGUACCCAGAACACGACUAAUAUAUUUCAUAAAGUUUUUGUUUACUACAGGUUUAUUGUUAAAAACAACCCUAACGUUGAACAAGAAACCUAACCUUUCCGUGAUUCUCUUACCUACCAUACCAGACUUCAUAUGCAACUGAUCAGAUACGGCCAAGUAUUGGGAAAAUGGCUCAUGUAAUCAAAGAAGUUUCUUUGUUGUGUGUAACUUUUCAGAACACAACAGGAAUUGAAAAUGAAUCAGAACGCCACCGAGCCUGUCGCAGCUGCUGAGAGCCUGGCUGAGGUGCCUGAACAUGUGCUUCGAGGACUUCCGGAGGAAGUGAGGCUUUUCCCAUCUGCUGUUGACAAGACUCGGAUUGGUGUCUGGGCCACUAAACCAAUUUUAAAAGGCAAAAAGUUUGGGCCAUUUGUUGGUGAUAAGAAAAAAAGAUCUCAGGUUAAGAAUAAUGUGUACAUGUGGGAGGUGUAUUACCCAAAUUUGGGAUGGAUGUGCAUUGAUGCCACCGAUCCAGAGAAGGGAAACUGGCUGCGGUAUGUGAAUUGGGCUUGCUCAGGAGAAGAGCAGAAUUUGUUUCCGCUGGAAAUCAACAGGGCCAUUUACUAUAAAACUUUAAAGCCAAUCGCGCCGGGCGAGGAGCUCCUGGUCUGGUACAAUGGGGAAGACAACCCCGAGAUAGCAGCUGCGAUUGAGGAAGAGCGAACCAGCGCCCGGAGCAAGCGGAGCUCCCCGAAAAGCAGGAAAGGGAAGAAAAAAUCCCAGGAAAGUAAAAACAAAGCAAACAAAGCUGAAGACACACCCCUGAAGACAAGCGAGCCAGAUUCUGCUUCUGCAAAUAUGAGAGAUUCUGCGGAAGGUAAGCUUCGAAGUUGGACUUGUUCGGGUCCCAAAGAGGACGAGAAGCCUUCGGCCUCAACAGCUGAGCAGACCGCCGUUCUUCAGGAAGCGGUUAGUCAGGAUGUGCUUCCAGAACCGGUAGUCUCCCCCACUGCCUGCGCGCCCCACGCGGAACCCGAGGAGACGCCGGAAGCAGCGAACUGUGAGGUGAACGAUCUGGAGGAAGAGGAGGAGGAGGAAGACGAUGAAGACGAUGAGCUGGAAGAAGAGGGGGAGGAAGAAGCUGACACGCCGAAUGAAAGUCCUGUGAAAGAGCCAGAAAUUCGGUGUGACGAGAAGCCUGAAGAUUUGUUAGAGGAACCAAAAAAUGUUUCGAGAGACGCUCUCGAAGGCUCUCCAGGGCUGACGCCUGUUAGCCGAACUCCCAAAACUAAGGAAGAGGCCAAUGGUGAUAUGUUUGAAACGUUUAUGUUUCCGUGUCAGCAUUGUGAAAGGAAGUUUACGACCAAGCAGGGGCUUGAACGCCACAUGCACAUCCACAUAUCCACCGUCAACCACGCCUUCAAGUGCAAGUACUGCGGGAAGGCGUUCGGCACCCAGAUCAACAGGCGGAGGCACGAGCGGCGCCACGAGGCGGGGCUGAAGCGCAAGCCCGGCCUCACGCUCCAGCCGUCGGAAGACCCGGCUGAUGGCAGAUCGUCCGGAGACAGCGUUGCUCCAAAGGACGACUCGACUCCUCCCGGUCUCGGGCAAGACUCUCUGCUCUUGCGUCCAGAGAAGGCUCCGCAAGAAAACGUCGGUUCUUCUGUUGCAGAAGAGAAUGGGGAAGUGAAGGAGCUUCAUCCGUGCAAAUACUGUAAGAAGGUCUUCGGGACGCAUACCAACAUGAGGCGGCAUCAGCGCAGAGUCCACGAACGCCAUCUGAUUCCCAAGGGCGUGCGGCGGAAAGGGGGCCUCCUGGAGGAGCCGCACCCUCCCGCGGAGCAGGCCCCGCCCGCCCAGAGUGUCUACGUGCCCAGCACGGAGCCCGAGGAGGACGGGGAGGCCGACGACGUGUACAUCAUGGACAUCUCCAGCAACAUCUCUGAAAACUUAAAUUUCUACAUCGAUGGCAAAAUUCAGACCAGCAGCAGCACGAGUAACUGUGACGUGAUUGAGAUGGAGUCCGGUUCGGCCGACUUGUACGGUAUCAAUUGCCUGCUUACUCCGGUCACGGUGGAAAUCACUCAGAAUGUAAAGGCCACACAGGCCCCCGUAGCCGACGAUCUUCCUAAAGAGCCUUCCAGCAGCACAAACAGUGAGUCCAAGAAACGGAGAACGGCGAGUCCUCCCGCGCUCCCUAAAAUCAAAGCCGAGACGGAGUCUGAGCCCUCGGUGCCCGCGUGUUCCUUGCUGCCUCUCAGCAUAUCAACUUCGGAGGCGGUGUCUUUCCACAAAGAGAAGAGUGUGUACCUGUCGUCGAAGCUCAAACAACUGCUUCAAACCCAGGACAAACUAACGCCUCCGGGCAUUUCGGCCACGGAAAUACCGAAGUUAGGUCCCGUUUGCGUGUCUGCUCCCGCGUCGAUGCUGCCCGUGACCUCGAGUAGGUUUAAGCGGCGGACCAGCUCUCCCCCCAGUUCCCCACAACACAGUCCUGCCCUCCGAGACUUUGGAAAGCAAAGUGAUGGCAAAGCGGUGUGGACCGAUGCCGUUCUGGGUUCCAAAAAACCCAAAUUAGAAAGUCAUAGCAACUCACCAGCGUGGAGUUUGUCUGGGAGAGAGGAGAGAGAAACGGUGAGCCCGCCGGGCUUUGAUGAAUACAAAGUGUCUAAGGAGUGGGCAGCCGGCCCUACUUUCAGCAAUGUGUGCAACCAGCAGCCGCUGGACUUAUCCAGCGGUGUCAAACAGAAGGCCGAGGGCACAGGCAAGACCCCGGUCCAUUGGGAAUCUGUAUUAGACCUCAGUGUGCAUAAGAAGCCUUGUAGUGACUCUGAAGGCAAGGAGUCGAAAGAAAACCAUCUGGUGCAGCCAGCCUGCAGUGUCACAAAGAAAAAGAAGCCAACCACCCGCAUGCUGCAGAAGGUUCUUCUCAACGAGUACAACGGCGUCGAUUUACCCGCAGAGAAUGCUGCAGACGUGACCCGGAGCCCGAGUCCUUGUCAAUCCCUGGAUCCCCAGCCAGACUCUGGCCUCGGCCCUGACGCUGGUUUAUCGGCCCCUGUGGUCGAGUCCCCACCUGAUGUCUCUCCUUCCUCGCCUGCCCUGCAGACAUCUUCCCUUUCUGCCGGGCAGCUGCCUCCUCUCUUGAUCCCAACGCAUCCCUCUUCCCCCCCGGCCUGUCCUCCUGUGUUGACUGUUGCCACGCCACCCCCUCCACUCCUUCCUACUGUCCCUCUUCCGGCCUCCUCUUCUGGGGCGUCUCCCCGUCCGUGUCCCUCUCCGCUCUCGAAUGCUACCGUGCAGUCGCCGCUUCCCAUUCUGUCCCCUACGGUGUCCCCCUCGCCAUCUCCCAUCCCUUCAGUGGAACCUCUCACGUCUGCUGCUUCGCCCGGACCCCCGACCCUUUCCUCAUCUUCUUCCUCGUCUUCUUCCUCAUCUUCGUUCUCCUCUUCUUCCUCCUCCUCUUCCCCCUCGCCGCCGCCACUCUCGGCAGUGUCAUCCGUUGUUUCCUCUGGGGAUAAUCUGGAAGCUUCUCUCCCCAUGAUAACUUUCAAGCAGGAGGAACUAGAGAAUGAAGAGCUGAAGCCCAGGGAAGAGCCCCAGUCUGCAGUUGAGCAGGAGAUUGUUCAGGAAACGUUCAACAAAAACUUUGUCUGCAAUGUCUGUGAAUCACCUUUUCUUUCCAUUAAAGAUCUAACCAAACAUUUAUCUAUCCAUGCUGAAGAAUGGCCCUUCAAAUGUGAAUUUUGUGUGCAGCUCUUUAAGGCUAAAACUGAUCUGUCAGAACAUCGCUUUUUGCUUCAUGGAGUUGGGAAUAUCUUUGUGUGUUCGGUUUGUAAAAAAGAGUUUGCUUUUUUGUGCAAUUUGCAGCAGCACCAGCGAGAUCUCCACCCAGAUAAGGUGUGCACACACCAUGAGUUUGAGAGCGGCACGCUCAGGCCCCAGAACUUCACAGAUCCCAGCAAGGCCCACGUAGAACAUAUGCAGAGUUUGCCGGAAGACCCCCUAGAAACCUCGAAAGAAGAAGAAGAAUUAAAUGAUUCCUCUGAAGAGCUCUACACGACCAUAAAAAUAAUGGCUUCUGGAAUAAAGACAAAAGACCCAGAUGUUCGACUGGGUCUCAAUCAACAUUACCCAAGCUUUAAGCCACCUCCAUUUCAGUACCAUCACCGAAACCCCAUGGGGAUCGGCGUGACGGCCACAAAUUUCACUACGCACAAUAUCCCGCAGACUUUCACCACUGCCAUUCGCUGCACAAAGUGUGGGAAGGGCGUAGACAACAUGCCAGAGUUACACAAACACAUCCUGGCAUGUGCCUCUGCUAGUGACAAGAAGAGGUACACGCCUAAGAAAAACCCAGUCCCCUUGAAACAGACUGUGCAGCCCAAGAACGGCGUGGUGGUUUUCGAUAACUCGGGGAAAAACGCCUUCAGACGGAUGGGACAGCCCAAGAGGCUGAACUUCAGUGUCGAGCUCAGCAAGAUGUCCUCGAACAAGCUCAAGCUAAAUGCAUUGAAGAAGAAAAACCAGCUUGUCCAGAAAGCAAUCCUGCAAAAAAACAAAUCUGCAAAGCAGAAGGCCGACCUAAAAACCGCCUCCGAGUGCUCCUCGCACAUCUGCCCGUACUGUCACAGAGAGUUCACGUACAUCGGGAGCCUGAAUAAGCACGCCGCUUUCAGCUGCCCCAAAAAACCGCUUUCUCCUUCCAAAAAAAAAGCUGCCCAUUCAUCCAAGAAAGGUGGACACCCGUCACCUGCAAGUAAUGACAAAAACAAUAGCGGCCACCGCAGGCGGACCGCGGACGCCGAGAUCAAGAUGCAAAGUGUCCAGGCACCCCUUGGCAAGACCAGGGCGCGCAGCUCAGGCCCGGCACAAGUCCCGCUGCCCUCGUCGGCCUUCAGGUCCAAGCAGAAUGUCAAGUUCACGGCUUCGGUGAAGUCCAAAAAGCCAAGCUCCUCCUUAAGGAACUCAAGCCCCAUAAGAAUGGCCAAAAUAACCCACGGCGAGGGGAAAAAACCCAAAGCUGUGGCCAAGAGUCAUUCUGCUCAGCUCGCGAGCAAGACGUCCCGGAGCCUGCACGUGAGGGUACAGAAGAGCAAAGCCGUCUUGCAGAGCAAAUCCGCUCUGGCCAGUAAGAAAAGAACAGACCGGUUCGAUGUAAAAUCUAGAGAACGGAGCGGGGGGCCAGUCACCCGGAGCCUCCAGCUGGCAGCUGCUGCCGAGCCGGGCGACAGCAGGAGGGAGGAUGGUGGUGGCAAGCAGGAGCUGAAGGACUUCAGCUACAGUCUCCGCCUGGCGUCCCGGUGUCCUCCUCCAGCCGCCCCGUACAUCACCAGGCAGUGUAGGAAUGUCAAGGCGACGGCUGCAGCCCAGUUCCAGGGACCCCUCUUCAAAGAGUAGACACUUCGCCUGCUCCCUGACAGCACCUGAAGUGACCUGGAGUCAGUGAAGCCAAAGGGACCGGCUGGCCCUCUGCCCCGCAGGGAGUACCGACCUAUUCCAGUUUUACGAGCCUGCGAGAGAAAGGGAGGGAGUGUGUGCGUGCGUGGGUGUGCGUGUGCGGUCUUCAGACGAGGGUCCCAAACCCCAGGGAGGCAGGAAGGCAGCUGACUCCACAGCGUGGACGACACGUGGGUGCAGCCCCUGGGACCGUGUUCUGCAGCUCAGCCUUCCUGCUGGGGUGGGGCCUCUCCUACUAUGCAAUUUUUCAAGAGCUCCUUGAUCCUGCUUUUUGCUUUCUCGAGUUGUCUUUUGCCAUGGCGGGGACUGUGGUCUGGCUCAGGGGUCAGUUCUAGGCCUGUCCGAGGAAGGCCUUCAGGAGGAGGCCGAGUCUCCUUUCUCACCGCCCCACCUUCCCUAGCCUUCCAACGUCUCUGGGAAUCAACGGCGUGUAGACACGUCAGAGCCUUGCUGUCGACCCCCUUGGCCUGCGCACUUCGAAAACCCCCCUUCUUUGCCUGAGCUGCUGGCUUGAGUCGUUUCCAGAUUCGAAAUUCUAGUCAGUCCCUGGGCAUCUGGGAGAGAAGUCCCCGUCCCCAUUUGCAGACCUGGUUGCCCCCUUGGGAGAGGCAGGGGAUGGGACAGCAUGUGGCAGGAGGGGGAGGUGUCCUCAGUGCUUCUUUGCCUCACUUGGGACCAUCAACACGUUAGCGACUGACCUUCCCGAAUUAGCUGAAAAGGGAAACAAACAAAAAUUGGGAAAUGAAGAUAAGCGGGAGGAUUAAGAAGCACAGGGGGAAGAAGAAGAGAUUUCUAGAGGCCACCAGUCGCCUGCCAGGGAACGAUGGAGCUGGCCCCUGCUUUGUGCAGGGACAGCCCAUGUCUCGGAGAAACGGGUGAGCUGAGCUAGGAGUUUGGACCCAGUUCAGUGAGGGUCUUGGGUUUUGUGCCUUUGGGGCAGACCCCAGACACGGAUGUCUGAGACCACUCUGGCGCUGUUUUCUCAGCUCCGUUUUCAGCAGUGAUGUAUCAGACCCACAGUGGAAGGAGAGAACUUGGGAGAACAUGAGUGGUCACACACAAAAAGGGACUUUUUUGUUUUCCCCCAGGGCUACUAUGGUUGAUCUUGCAACUCUGUAAAUAUGUACGUAGACACUUUUAAAAGCACGUAUUUAUGUCCCUGACUGUAAAUGCCCCCUUUUUAAAGUUUUAUAACUUGUGUUAUUUAAUUACUCAGUCGACUGGCUGCAGCGUAGGGUCUGAUCAUGGUCCGGGAGAAAGGUCUCACGAGAUCCUCACAUGGACAGAAAAGUGCCGAUGGCUGGCCUGCAUCCCAGUUUUCCAUUUGCCACCCAGCUACACACCAUUGUUUGUUGUAAAUUCCCAUAAGCUGGAAUCCUUUUGCCCACUCCUAAAAUUAACCCUCACAAGCAUGGAAAGCUGUGGCUGUUCCUUAUCCUCACGAUACGAUUUUGUCCCAUCAAUGUCGACACUCAUCUUCUCCGUUCUGGAAGGUUUCCCCUUUCAGCAGCAAGGAAGGCUCACGAACCCAAAGCUUCGAAAGUUCACCUUCAGCCGAUGGUGAAUUCCAGGAAAUGUCGCUGGGGGCUGGGGGCCACUCGUUUUUGCAUGUGCAAAAGUGCCGGUCAGCUUUCCACCCUCUCAGACUAGUGGAAAGGGUUACACGAGUGUUCCGAUCGCGACAACGGGGUGGUCUUCUAAAGAGUGGUGUUUGCUGGUCAGUGGUGGUUUUGGGGCGUGGGUUUGGAUCACGGAAGAGGACAGUUCUGUAUCUGCCAUGUGAAGAAAAGUAACAAUAAAAGUGUGAAGCGCGAUUGUAAGGAACAA